UAUACGUAAGCGUCAAAUCGUUUAACGCGAGUUGCAACAGUAGUUCAAUACAAUUUCACUCUAACAAACGUUCCCGUGCCGGUUCUAUCACAAUUCACAAGGUAUAUCCUAAAUACGCUAAUUUUGCUCUCCAUUUCCGUGCUACUGUACGUUUACUGGUUCUUAAAAAAAUCCCAUAAGUUUUUCGAUCAAUAUAACAUACCGUAUGCUAAACCGCAUUGGCUUUUCGGUCACGCCAAGGAUCUGGCCUUGAUGAAGAAACCAUUAUGGGACUUGUACAAAGACAUAUACGAGAAACAUGCUUCGAACCGAUUCGUCGGAAUGUACAACAUACAUAAACCCACGGUGCUGAUACGAGAUCCGGAAUUGUUCAAAAUGAUAUUAGUUAAAGAUUUUUCCUAUUUUCAAGAUCGUGGAAUUUCUCUUAAUAAAGAGGCCGAUCCGAUGUCAACGAAUUUAUUCAACUCAUCAGGUAAACAUGUUUAUACACUUCGCGGCCCAACCCCCGGCGGAGAGCUUCGCUCACCCCCUUCAUUGUACACUUGCUCAUCAUUUAAAGAGCAUUAUUGGACAUAUUUUUUUGGCUCGAGCUUUCAUAAUGAAAUUCAUCUGCAAUUGCGAAGUAAUUUGAUGCAAUCUUCUCAAACUAGGCAUAUUUACCUAUCAUUUAAGCCCUCGAUGACCAAUAAUGGUCAAUUUGGUGAAAACUGUGAAAAAAUCAGGGGUGCUAACCGUAACCGCAAAAAACCGAUGAAAUUGAUGUUUCCUUUGCUGAAAAAAUGCGCCGAAGACAUUAAACCAGCAUUAAUGAAAUACUACGAACAAGGCGAGGAUUUCGAGGCGAAAGACCUCAGUGCAAGAUUCGGAACAGACGUUAUAGGCAGUUGUGCAUUUGGAGUAGACACUCAUUCGUUACUGGAUCCCGAAUCUGAAUUUCGCAAUGUAGGCCGAUUGAUGACCAAACCGAGAUGGCAGCUCAUAUUUCGGAUGCUUUUUCCAAACCUACCAACAAAGGUAAUAAAACUCUUCAAGCUAUUCUUUUUCAAUGAAGAGAUGUGCAAUUACUUUGAAAAAAUCGUCAAAGACUUGGUCAAGUACAGAGAAGAAAACAACGUCACUCGAGGUGAUUUUCUCGACAUACUAAUUGCCUUGAAAAACCAAAAGGAACGAGAAAAACUCGAAGAUCAACAAGCCGAGGCCGAUUUGGCCAAAUUUAUGGCUCAAAUAGGCAAUAAAAAAACAAUCAAGAGUGAUGUCGAAAUGUCCAUCGAAUUGAUGGCCGCUCAGUGCUUCAUAUUUUUCGUGGCAGGAUUCGAAGGCUCCUCAAACACAAUAAUGUUUGCUUUGUUUUACCUAGCUGAAAAUCCACACAUUCAAAAUAAACUCCGCCAAGAAAUAUUAUCCGCACUGGAAACCAACGGGGGUGAACUCUCCUAUGAGAUGAUGAGAAAUAUUCCAUACUUGAAUAUGGUCAUCGAAGAAACCUUCAGAAAGAUUCCGGCAGGAGCAGUUCUUUUUCGCUCAUGCACCGAAAACUACAAAAUACCGGAAUCGAAUGCGGUGAUAAAAAAAGGCACUCAAGUAAUAAUUCCUCUCCUAGCACUACACAACGAUAGAAAAUACUUCGAGAAACCAGAGGAAUUCUAUCCCGAGCAUUUCUCUUCGGAGGCAAAACUCAAUCGACAUAAUUUCGCGUUUCUACCAUUCGGUGAAGGCCCUCGAGUUUGUAUUGCUGAAAGAUUUGGCAGAAUGCAAGUUAUCGUUGGAUUAAUUUACUUAUUGAAGGAUUUCUCCUUUGAGCUAUCCCCAAAGACAAAGGUCCCAUUGGAGUUAGAAACUACAGGAGGCGUAGCAGUAAAAGGAGGAAUGUGGAUGAAAUGUCGACCAUUGUAAUUUAUUACGCGAGUUUUACAAGUUUUCGUCUUUCAUUUUUGCAAUUUUCGUUGAAAUACAUGAAACACAUCAUAAA
This is a messenger RNA of Planococcus citri (citrus mealybug), 1969 nucleotides long. Its product is annotated as cytochrome P450 6k1-like. The record is from RefSeq and is a predicted model, not a curated record. Lineage: Eukaryota; Metazoa; Arthropoda; Insecta; Hemiptera; Pseudococcidae. The transcript is spliced from 7 exons. The coding region runs from base 253 to 1893 and encodes 546 amino acids. Gene Ontology annotation, molecular function: oxidoreductase activity, acting on paired donors, with incorporation or reduction of molecular oxygen; heme binding; iron ion binding.